Messenger RNA from Ficedula albicollis (Collared flycatcher), 479 nucleotides. Its product is annotated as neurophysin 1-like. Gene Ontology annotation, molecular function: neurohypophyseal hormone activity. Gene Ontology annotation, cellular component: extracellular region; secretory granule. The record is from RefSeq and is a predicted model, not a curated record. Bases 1 to 453 code for a protein of 150 amino acids. Lineage: Eukaryota; Metazoa; Chordata; Aves; Passeriformes; Muscicapidae. The transcript is spliced from 2 exons.
AUGUCCUGCAAGGCUCUGGCUCUCUGCCUCCUGGGGCUCCUGGCUCUCUCCUCCGCUUGCUACAUCCAGAACUGCCCCAUCGGGGGCAAACGCGCGGCGCUGGACAUGGAAAUCAGGAAGUGCCUGCCCUGCGGCCCCCGGAACAAGGGGCACUGCUUCGGGCCCAGCAUCUGCUGCGGGGAGGAGCUGGGCUGCUACCUGGGCACCUCGGAGACGCUGCGGUGCCAGGAGGAGAAUUUCCUGCCCACCCCCUGCGAGUCGGGACACAAACCCUGCGGCUCCGGGGGGAGCUGCGCCGCUCCCGGCAUCUGCUGCAGCACCGGUGAGGGCGGCACGGAUCCCGGGGUGCCGGGGCUCUGCAGGGCACUGGGAGAGGGGAUUGUGCCCGAGGGAUUGUCUUCGUCCCAUCCGCCUGUCCAUCCCUCGCCCCGACAGACAGACGGCGCUCCCUGACUUAGCCAGACCCCAGGGAAGGGAUG